AGGAAUCGCGACAAAUUUUCUCCCAAAUUCUUCUUCCACUAUUUUUAACUGUUUUUCUCUGAAUUAUUAUUCUCAAUUUUCCUCCCACUUUCUCUCUAUACAAACACCAAACAUCGCACGUUCAGCGAUCUCUUAUUUUCAAUCUGAUAAAAAAAACAUUGUUUAGCGCAACUCUUUCUUCAUCGAAUCUAAAAGGAAAAAGCCUUUGAUUUCGCUCCCUGGGAAUAUUGAUUGCUUUUGGUUUCUUUUUUGGGUUUUAGCGGAGUUGCUGAGUUUCGAGAAUGUUCUUCUCGGGUGAUCCGACUACUCGGAAACGGGUUGAUUUGGGCGGUCGGAGCUCCAAAGAGAGAGAUAGGCAGAAACUUCUUGAGCAAACGCGUUUGGAACGCAACCGCCGUCUUUGGUUGCGCCAGCAAAAUUCUGCAGCUCUCAAGAUUCAGAAAUACUUCAGAGGGAGAAAGGUAGUGGAAGUUGAACGAGCCAAGGUGCGAGAGCAGUUCUACAAAAAUUAUGGACAGCACUGCCAUCAUGUAGACAGGCAUUGUUUUGGUCCAGACUCAGAGUUUCUCCGCCAGCUAAUUUUCUUUGUCAAUGCAUGGAAUAUGAAUGAUUUUUCUGUUCUUGUUGAGACUUGCCGAUUCAUUCAGCAUUUUGUUCGAGAAAGUGGGGAUGUCGUGGAACUCUUUGCAGGCACAGACUACUUAUCCAAUCAUUCUUUGGUUGUCUACAGGUUGAAGCGACUCUCAUUUGCUUGCAUUCAGGCUAUACAUCACAACAGAAAUCAAUUGAAAGAUCAACUGUUGAUGACGGGAGAGGAGCCUAGUGCAUCAACAGCCAUAUUGCUUCAAGCAUUGGUUUUGAUAUUAGACCCUAAACUGCCAUGGGCUUGUAAGACAGUUGGUUAUCUCUUGCAAAGAAAUGUAUUCUCUCUGUUUAGAGAAGUUAUUUUAACUGCAAAGGAAAACAUAAAUGCUAAUGGUUCUUUUGGGAAAGUAUCUGCGUUAGAGCAUGUGCUUGCUUGUAUGAUUUCUCAUGUUGGUCAGAGUCCAUGUAUUUGCACAAAUGUGGAUCCCCAGUGGAGUUUCUCAUUCCAAAUUCUUACAAUCCCUUUCUUAUGGAAAAAAUUCCCAUACUUAAAAGAGGUUUUUGCUUCUCGGAGCUUGACCCAAUACUACACUAAUCAGAUGGCUUUGUGUGUGCAAAACCAUGCUAAUGUACUUCCCACUGAUAUGUUGAAUGAGUUUCCUGGUUAUGCCUGCAUUCUUGGUAAUAUAUUAGAAACAACAGGUGCUGCUUUAUCUCAGCCCGACUGCUCAUUUGAAAUGGCCUUAGACCUUGCAGCAGUUACAACAUUCUUAUUGGAAGCUCUUCCUCCUAUAAAAUCUUCAAGCAGAGAAAGUUCUACAGUUGGGGAGGAUGACAUGAUAAUUGGUGAUGAAUCAGUGGAAAUUGUUUUGGAUGAUAAUUUGCAACAGCAGAUAACAAAUGCUAUUGAUUCACGUUUUCUUGUGCAAUUGACUAAUGUGUUAUUUGGAGGGAUUUCCACUGCCCAUGGUUCACAUAAUGAAGUCCCAGAUGAUAAGGAGGUGGCAGCUGUUGCAGCUGCGUGUGCUUUUUUGCAUGUUACAUUCAAUACUUUACCUCUAGAGAGAAUCAUGACUGUUCUAGCAUAUAGAACUGAACUUGUUCCAGUGCUUUGGAAUUUUAUGAAGCGAUGUCAUCAAAAUCAAAAGUGGUCGUCCUUGCCUGAGCGCUUUUCAUAUCUUCUGGGAGAUGCACCUGGUUGGCUGCUACCUCUGUCUGUUUUUUGUCCAGUGUACAAGCACAUGCUUAUGAUAGUUGAUAAUGAGGAGUUCUAUGAGCAGGAGAAGCCUCUGUCUUUGAAGGAUGUCAGAUGCCUAAUUGUCAUUCUGAGACAGGCUUUGUGGCAGAUCCUAUGGGUGAAUCCUUCAGCUCACCCCAGUUCUGGGAAAUUCAUCUCCAACACUUCUGGUCAUAAGAAGCACCCUGUUGAAGCUAUUCAAAGUAGGGUUGGUACUGUAGCCUCUGAGCUGCUAUCCCAGUUGCAAGAUUGGAAUAACCGGCGGCAGUUCACUCCCCCUAGUGACUUCCAUGCUGAUGGUGUAAAUGACUAUUUUAUUUCUCAGGCUGUAAUGGAAGGCACAAAAGCGCAUGACAUAUUGAAGCAAGCACCUUUCUUGAUUCCAUUCACUAGCAGAGUUAAAAUAUUCACUUCACAACUAGCCUCAGUCAGGCAUAGACAAGAGGCUCAUGGUGUUUUUACCAGAAACCGGUUCAGAAUACGAAGGGAUCAUAUUCUGGAAGAUGCGUAUAAUCAGAUGAGUGCAUUAUCCGAAGAGGAUCUUAGAGGACUGAUUCGUGUAACAUUUGUCAAUGAAUUUGGAGUGGAGGAAGCUGGUAUUGAUGGCGGUGGAAUUUUCAAAGAUUUUAUGGAGAAUAUUACUCGAGCUGCAUUUGACGUGCAGUAUGGGUUAUUUAAGGAAACAGCUGAUCACCUUUUAUACCCAAAUCCUGGAUCAGGAAUGAUACAUGAACAACACCUCCAAUUUUUCCAUUUCUUGGGAUCACUCCUUGCUAAGGCCAUGUUUGAAGGAAUUCUUGUAGAUAUACCAUUUGCAACAUUCUUCCUGAGCAAAUUGAAACAAAAGUACAACUAUUUAAAUGAUUUGCCUUCCUUGGACCCUGAGUUAUAUCGUCACCUUAUUUUCUUGAAGCAUUAUAAAGAGGACAUUUCAGGGUUGGAGCUCUACUUUGUAAUUGUGAAUAAUGAAUAUGGAGAGCAAACAGAAGAAGAGCUGCUUCCAGGAGGCAAAAACAUUCGUGUUACUAAUGAGAAUGUUAUCACAUUUAUUCACCUUGUAUCUAACCACCGAUUGAAUUUUCAGAUACGACAACAAAGUACACAUUUCCUUAGGGGAUUUCAGCAACUUAUGCGGAAAGAGUGGAUUGAUAUGUUUAAUGAACAUGAGUUGCAGCUUCUGAUAUCAGGUUCACUUGACAGCUUGGAUGUUGAUGACCUACGACAGAACACUAAUUAUGCAGGGGGCUAUCAUGGUGAGCACUAUGUCAUUGAUAUGUUUUGGGAAGUCCUCAAAAGCUUUUCUCUGGAAAACCAAAAGAAAUUUUUGAAGUUUGUGACUGGUUGUUCCCGAGGACCGUUGCUGGGAUUCAAAUAUCUUGAACCUUUAUUUUGCAUACAAAGAGCCGCAGGAAGUGCCUCUGAAGAAGCAUUGGACCGGUUACCAACGUCUGCGACUUGUAUGAACCUUUUAAAGCUUCCACCAUACGGAAGCAAAGAGCAACUGGAAACCAAAUUGCUAUAUGCUAUAAAUGCAGAUGCUGGUUUUGAUUUGAGUUGAGUUGUACUCUACAUAUGCAACUCGACACGUAGACAAAGACCGGCUCCGGUGUCAGGUUUGAGUGAAGUAUAUGUGCACAUCGGUAAUUUAUAUUCUUAUAUAUCGGAAUUGGAAUGUCAGAAAUUUUCUAACUGAUACCAUGAGAGCUGGAAGGGGGGAUGAAUGGUUGUUGAGACCAAAAGGCCAAGAACCAUAACAGUGAGUAUUAAGAUAAGUAGGUAAGUUAGCCGUGUGGUUGCUGCUUGGUUACUGGGAAAAUGUAGAAACAAACAUGGAGUUAUCGACAGUGUGUGUAUUCUGUUUUAAAAUGUAGAUUCUGAAUCUACAAUAUUUGCAAGAUGACCCUUGCAGGGUCAGAUGGCCAGGGUAGUGCAGGGUCUAGGUGAUACAAUUAUUCUUGUAUUAUCAUCAUUUGUAAAUGAGUAACAUCAUCAUCUUCAUCAUUAUCAUAAUAAUUUAUAAUAAUAUCCAUUUGUCUGCUCUGA
Molecule: messenger RNA, 3865 nt
Organism: Gossypium raimondii (Peruvian cotton)
Lineage: Eukaryota; Viridiplantae; Streptophyta; Magnoliopsida; Malvales; Malvaceae
Product: E3 ubiquitin-protein ligase UPL6
Exons: 26
Coding region: 282-3380 (1032 amino acids)
Biological process (GO): ubiquitin-dependent protein catabolic process; protein polyubiquitination
Molecular function (GO): ubiquitin protein ligase activity; protein binding
Source: RefSeq, a predicted model, not a curated record